This is a messenger RNA of Sarcophilus harrisii (Tasmanian devil), 6114 nucleotides long. It is a transcript of the gene LHFPL4, whose product is annotated as LHFPL tetraspan subfamily member 4. Lineage: Eukaryota; Metazoa; Chordata; Mammalia; Dasyuromorphia; Dasyuridae. Bases 105 to 941 code for a protein of 278 amino acids. The transcript is spliced from 4 exons. Gene Ontology annotation, cellular component: postsynaptic membrane; inhibitory synapse; plasma membrane. Gene Ontology annotation, biological process: gamma-aminobutyric acid receptor clustering; sensory perception of sound. The record is from RefSeq and is a predicted model, not a curated record. Gene Ontology annotation, molecular function: GABA receptor binding.
UCUCUCAGUUCCCAGGCUCUUAACCAUCAGGUUCCUGGCUCCUGGUCCCAUAGCCCAGUACAUCCCUGCUCUCACCCUCUGUCCCAACCCCAAACCCUGCCACCAUGCUGCCAUCCCAGGAGGCCUCGAAGCUGUACCAUGAGCAUUAUAUGCGGAACUCGCGGGCCAUUGGGGUGCUGUGGGCUAUCUUCACCAUCUGCUUCGCCAUCAUCAACGUGGUGGUCUUCAUCCAGCCCUACUGGGUGGGCGACAGUGUGAGCACCCCUAAGCCCGGCUACUUCGGCCUCUUCCACUACUGCGUGGGGAGCGGGCUGACUGGCCGGGAUCUCACCUGCCGAGGCUCCUUCACCGACUUCAGCACCAUCCCGUCCGGGGCCUUCAAGGCGGCUGCCUUCUUCGUGCUGCUGUCCAUGGUGCUGAUCCUGGGCUGCAUCACCUGUUUCGCCCUCUUCUUCUUCUGCAACACAGCCACAGUCUACAAGAUCUGUGCCUGGAUGCAACUGCUUGCAGCUCUGUGCCUGGUCCUGGGCUGUAUGAUCUUCCCCGAUGGCUGGGACGCGGAGACCAUCCGGGACAUGUGUGGGCAGAAGACAGGGAAGUAUUCUCUGGGGGACUGCUCUGUGCGCUGGGCGUACAUCCUGGCCAUCAUCGGUAUUCUCAAUGCCCUCAUCCUCUCCUUCCUCGCCUUUGUGCUGGGUAACCGGCAAAACGACUUGCUGCAAGAUGAACUCAAGACAGAGAGCAAAGAUUUUGUUGGCUCUGCGAACAUAACAGAGAUGCUGCCACUGGGCCUCGCCCUCUCUGGAGGCCCCGGACUGGACUCUUUCCCGCCUUUUUCUGCCAACGACGGCUCAGUGACGUGCACCUCGAAGCCUCAGAUGCUGCCAUCCUCCCUCGGGCGGCCUCCCCGAGACCCUGCUCUCCCCAGCCAGCUCACCUAAGAGGAAGAUGACCUGCCUGGAGGGAGGGAGCGUGGAGUUCCGGGGUCACUCCCCCUCCCCCUUCCCCCGACACCCCACUAGCCACCGACCCCUCGCGUCCACCGGGGUCCAGACAAGGCCGCUUUGUGUCGAACAAAAAGAGCGACUGAAUUAACUGCCGAGAUUCUGAGAUGCUGGGGAAGGCUCCUGGACGGCUUUCCCUCCAUCUCCCUCCGUCCGGGACCCCUGCCCCCUCUCUCUCCCUUUCAUGCUGAACAAGAGCAACUACCGGACCUGGGCCGGAGGGGAGGGGGGCUGCUUCCCUCCCCCUCCUCCUGACCCCAUCUCAGGAGGACCGCUCCACAGACUGGGCCCAGCCCCCCAGCCCCCAGCCCCGCCCCGGCCUGGGCCCGUUUUGUACAGCACAGAAUUCUCAGUUCUUUUGUUGGGGGGGAUGGGGGGGAGAAUGGACGAGGGGCCCGGAGACGAUCAUUCCUCUCCUCCAUCUGCCGGUGGCAGAAACUGUCCUGUUUCUUUGAUACUUUUAUGUGCAACUUGAACUUGCAGCUCACCUCCAAACAGGGUACUCCCCAUCCUUCCCCCCUUCUUCUCUGCACCGCCCCUCCUCCCCGGCCAGGGGACUCCACCACCACCACUUCAUGCUUUAAGCCCAUCGUUUGGGAGACUUGAAGGGGCUGUAAAUGGGGCCAAGGGAACAGGUGAACGUGAGUGUGAGUGUGAGUGUGAGUGUGAGUGUGUGUGUGUGUGUGUGUGUGUGUGUGUGUGUGUGCGCGCGCGAGCGUUAGGUUGUCAGAGAGACAAUGGGCUUCUUGCCUUAUCUCCUUCCCCCACCCACCCACCCUCUGCCUUUCUUUCCAGAGUGGAGAAAUGGGAUGAGGGACACCGGGGGAAGUUCACGGGGUCCUCUGGAUUGUAGGAACAGAGCCACUAGCCUUGGGGACCUCAAGGGGGUUUGAGCCCCUUCUUUCAACUCCUUCCCCUUUUCUCUCCAAAAGAGUGGGUGUUCCCAUUCACAGUCUGUCCCAUCGCUCAUGUCCAUGGGAUUUAGAUUGGAUUAUGAAGAUCUCUCAAAAAUAGCCCCCCACCGUGGGCCAGAACCCUAGCUUACACCCCUAGCCUAGCAGGAAAAUGCAGAGCUCCUGCUUCCAUACAGCCAAGUCCCAUUCCCUUUCCGGCUAAGAGGCUAGGUCCCGGAUGGUUUGGGAUAGGGUGGGCUCUCAGACAUCCCAGACCCUUUCCUUCUGUCCCCACCCAGGGGAACCGUUCUACUCCUCCAGCUCCACUCUGGCCCCAGCACUGUGCUCCCUUCCCCUCCCCUUCCUCUCUCCCCCUCCCAAAGAACUUCAUAAAAAACUCAACCCAAACCACACAGCAAUGCUACGAUACAGCUAGAGAGUGGGCAUGUUGGUCCCGUGAAUGUGACGGGACGCCAGGUCUCAUCCCAAAGGCGAGGAUGGACUCAUCCGGGGGUGGGAAUGGCACGAGAACGAGCUCUUUGAACAUACACACCAAAGGUCAACAUGAGAGGGCUCCAGGCGGAGGAAAAGGCAGAGGACAACAGUGAAACGGGGAGGAGAUGGAGGGAAGAGACCUAGCGAGCACAAAGGUUACAGAGGGGAAGGAUGGAGAGAGAGAGGGAGAGAGGACUGGGAGGAUGGCAAGAGAGGGAGGCGGAUUUGGAGUAAGAGAGAAAGAGGCGCAAAAGAGCAACAGCUGGGAAGGGAGGGAGACAAGUAGGAGGGCAAGAGAAGCAGAGGUGAACUUAGGCGAAGGGAGACGGAGGAAAGGAAAGAUUACAGAGCUUUGAAGAGGAAGAGGGAGAUAAAGUUGAGUGAAAGGGAUGGGAAGGCAGAUCUGGAGAGUAAAAGAUGGGAAAGGAAGAGGGGUACAGAGAUUAGAGAGAAUUUGGAAAAAAAGGAGGGAAGUGAAGAGUGAGAAAAAGUAACAGGUGGGGAAGGAAAGGCAGAUAAAAGCUGGGGAGAGAGGGAGAGGGAAACAAGGACAGGGAAAGAGGGAGAAAGAUUUUGAGAAAUGGGGAGAGAUACAGGGAGGUAGAGAUGGAAAGCAGUAAAAGGAAACAUGGGAGAGGAGACAUUUAGAAAGGCAGGGAGGCAAAGUUGGGGCGAGAGGGAAACAGGUGGGGAGAAAAAAGGAAAGGUAGGAAGAGAGCGAAAGGGGUGGAGAGAGAGGAGGCAGCAAAGAUGGGGAAAGACAAAAGGAGAGGGAUACAGAAAUUUGGAGAGAAGAAUAGGGAGGGACAGCUGGACAGCAAGAAGGAAAGACAGAUGGGGAGAGGGGAGGAAGACAGGCAGGGAGAGAGAAAGGAAGACAGAUGGGGAGAAAAGAGGAAGGCAAAAUUUUAAAAUGGGAAGCAGGGAUGGGGAGAUGGAGACAGAUAGAUGGGGAAAGAAGAAAAAGGGAAAUGGGACAGAUAAGAAGAGACCAAUAUGGGGAGGGAGACAAAUAGAACUAGGGAAAGAUGAAGAGGAAACAUUGGGAGAAAUGGGAGGGAGAGGGACAGGGGAAAAAGGAAACAGAUGGAAACAGGGGAUGUUUAGGUGGGGAGGGAAACAUGGGGAGGGAAAUAGAAAGAGACAGAGGGAAACGAGGAGGGAGAGGGAAUGAAACAGAAAAAGGGAAACAUGAGGAGAGGGAAACAUUCAGAGGGUGGAAAAGGGAGGUAGAUGGGGAGAAAGAGAAACAGAUGGAGAGAGCAACAUGGAGGAUGACUGAGAUGUGAAGGGAGGAAGGCUAGAGAAACAGGUAUGGAUAGGAGAAAGGGACAAGGAAUUGGACGGGGAGAAAGGGAGGGAAGCAUCACAUGGGGAAGGAGACUGAGAUGUGAAGAGAUGGAGGUAGGGAUGGGGAAAGGGACUGUUACUGUGAGGACCCCCCUCCCCCCAACAAAGGGUUGAAAGAAUCCACUGGAGCAAGUGAAGAAUGAGACUAAGCCCCUGGUCGGAAUUUCUUGCCUGAGGCGGGUUGUGGGUGGGGAGGGAUGGCACGUACCCUCCCCCUGCCCAUAUUUCUCUGGGUCUUUCCUCGGCACACACUCUGGGACAGGGUUCUACUGGAACUCCAAUAGGCUGAGAUGGGGGUGGGGAACUGAGCUCCGCUGCUUCCUUUAGCUGAGAGUAGGGAGUGAGGAGAGCCGGGUGAGCUCCACCAGAAGGCAGAGCUCCCAUUCUAACCAAGCUGAGCCCUGGGAAGAAGAGGGAGCUUGGAGCCCCCAAAAGACAGAUCUGCAGGGAAAGAAUGGAGGUCCAGCCUCUCUGAAGUUACCACGCAGGGCUGUUGCUCCCCAGGAGCAGACUGAGAGCUGUGGGAAUGGGACUGAGGGACAAUGGGCUCCCUGCAGCAAGACAUAAGGAGGUUUCUCAGAUCUGAUAGGGUCAGGACCAUCAGCUCGGACCGGACGCUGGGUGCUUUGGCCAGCACUCUCUGGGUGGGGCUGAAGCCCACCCAGGUCCCUCUUCCUUGGCAGCCCAUCCACAUGAAAGAAGUGGUUCCCGGAGGAGGAAGGGCUAGGGUUGGCUGGGCUGCUUCAGUCACAGGGAGACAAGGGAAAAGGAGCAGGAGGGAUGUCCAGCAGACAGAUGUCCGGUGUCUAGACUUAAUGAGGCUAACGGGGCAGCUGGACCUUGCGCUUCAAUAAAUGAAUGGAUGAAGAAGCGUUUAGGGAUUGCUUGCUGUGCUAAGUGCUGGUGACACAGAAAAGCAAUAGUUGUGUUCUUCAGAAGCCCACUGGGGCUGGGAUGGACUAGUGGGCAGAGCGCUGGGCUGAAGUCAGGAGAUCCCAAGCUCAGCUCCGGCCUCAGACACUUAACACUUACUGGCUGUGGGACCCAAUUGCCUCAUCCCAACCCUCCAAAAAAGGCCCACAUUCUAAGAGAGGGAGACCCCCUUACAGGGAAUCUCAGCUGUAAACCGGAGGCCCCUUGUCCUUAGAGUGCAGCAUCAGUAACGGAGUGUUUGGAGUUGUCUGAAAGCCUCUCACUUUGGAUUCGAUGGACCUAAGUCAUAGGUUCUUAUUGUGGGGUCCUUGGAUUCACGGAUAAAUUUCAGGAGCUCUAAUGAACUUGGAUGGGAAAAAAUUAUCUUUAUUUUCACUAACUGAAAUUUAGUAUUUCCUUCAAUUAUUUGAAACACAAUCCCAAGGAUUCACCAGGCUUCAUCAGACUUGAAAAGGGGUUCAUGGCACAAAAAGGUUAGAACCCCUGUCCCGAGCAGAGGCACCUAAACUUUCCCUGACUCCUCUGCCCUGGCCCAGAAUCUGGGAACAGGUAAUGGCCAUCCCCCCAACCCAGGAAGCUACCCCAGAGAGGACAUGGAUAUCAUCCAAUCAAAGGGAUACCUGUUUACCUUGAGUUGGGAAUCCUCAGAGGAACUGACUUUAAUGGGGGAAAGAAAAUUCCAUCUUUUGGAGACCCGUGGGAAAAAACCGCUCAAUCUGGGGAAUUAUAGGUUUCAGGCAGAAUAAAAACUCUUCACAGACCAACUAUUGGAAUUCAUGGCCUGGUGAUAGGGGGAAAUCAGAGACAGGAGCAAACUUUUAGAUUAACAGAGGAAGGGGGGGUUGUUGAUGGUGUAGCAGAGCUCAACAAACCUCCCAGUGGCAGUGCCCUCCUUCAUCUGGGACUGGAAUGAAACUUGGGGAAGGGACGACAGCAAUGUCCUUUCUACAAAAGCCAUGUCCGGUCAAUAUCUCAACCAAGCUGGCCCUCCCCCAGUUGCCAUCCCCCCCCCCCCCGGGCCUGGGGGUCCUGCCAGGCGUAGUUGGGGUGGGAAGGGGGGGGCUCCAGUCUCCAAACAGGCGGAUGCUCUGUCCCCAGUGCUGGUGGUAGUGAUGGUGGCGAGGGUCCAGGGACAUCCGUUGUUAGCCUAGCUUGGUCUUGUGAAUACUUCAUCAGUCAGUACAGUUUGAAUGUAUCUUCACUCUUCAUUGUUAGACAUGGCAAUCUCAGUUUUGGUCCUGGAGCCCCUUCGAUGCCGGAUUUUAGCUUCAGUGCAGGUGGAAUGGUGUUCAAUAAAGGAAUUUAUAUCACCAGUUCUGAAUUCUGCUUAUUCUGAUUCAACGAUUGGCUCCCUGACACCCCAGUGAAUCAUGGAAUGAUAUCCUAGGUAGGUUUUCUUGGGUGUUCCCAGUACUUUCCCACUGUAAACUAACCUACUU